AUGCCUGACAUUGCUGUGGAGGAUGCCUCUUUACCUGAUUCUCCUCUUGUCCAGGAAGAGGACCUUACUCAUGCUUUUCCAGGUGGACUGACUGAUCCAUCAAUACUGCGGAGUUUCAAUAGUCAUGUCGCUGCAGCUGUUUGGCACGAGGAGUUAGCUCGUUGCACUUAUCGGUUCGUCAACAAGCUUCUAAUCUCCAAUUUUGUUGAGAGAUGGCAACCUGAGACGAACACAUUUCACAUGGCAGUUGGUGAGAUGGCCUUGACCCUGGAUGAUGUUGGCACUAUUCUUGGCCUUCUCAUUGUAGGCAAAUCAGUCAGCGUACCAGAUGUAACAGAUCAUCAUGGAGUUAUACUACUCGUUUAUGGCUUGGGGAUUACUGAACGUGCAGCGUAUGAAGAGGUUUCUACUGCUGGUGGCAAUUCAGUCAGGCUUGAGUGGUUGCGAAGUCAGUUUGCUGGUGUCACAGAUUCAGACCCCAAGAAGGCUACACAGUGCUCUGCUAGAGCUUAUUUGUUGUUUCUGUUGGGAUGUACACUCUUCAGUGACAAGAGUGGCGGCAGGGCUCCUGUUGUUUACUUUGACUUAUUGAUGGAUUUGGGAUUCAUUCAUACUUACGCCUGGGGUGCUGCUGCAUUAGUAUUUUUAUACAGACAGUUGGGGUAUGCUAGCCGAUCCAGGGUUAAGCAGAUGGGUGGUUAUAUGACUAUUUUGGAGGCGUGGAUUUAUGAGCACUUCCGUCCUCACCAGAACAUGGGCUACAAUGAAGACAUGCCACACGUGUACCAUAGGGCAUCUAGGAGAGAGGCGGGUUCCUCCAUUGAUCAUUUGAAAUCUUUUCUAGCCGAGCUUGAUAGUUUGGUAGCUACUGAUCGUAUUGCACAUGCACUGCAGAUUUCACAUCCUAUUAUUGACGCUAGUUAUGAGGAGGGGAUUCGACAUCCUUAUCGACUUUACCAGGCUAUCGAGAGUAUGACGCAUGUCCUUCAAGGUCAGCACAUUGACGAAGCUGGACCUAGUUAUACUAGAGGUCGCUUUCCAUCUUCGACAUUGACAUACAGUCGUAGGCCUAGGCGUAGGCAUACAGCUGAUUCGUGA
Molecule: messenger RNA, 1098 nt
Organism: Camellia sinensis
Lineage: Eukaryota; Viridiplantae; Streptophyta; Magnoliopsida; Ericales; Theaceae
Source: RefSeq, a predicted model, not a curated record